Molecule: messenger RNA, 2136 nt
Organism: Pelobates fuscus (common spadefoot toad)
Lineage: Eukaryota; Metazoa; Chordata; Amphibia; Anura; Pelobatidae
Product: complement factor I-like
Exons: 14
Coding region: 209-1987 (592 amino acids)
Biological process (GO): proteolysis
Cellular component (GO): membrane
Molecular function (GO): protein binding; serine-type endopeptidase activity
Source: RefSeq, a predicted model, not a curated record
AUCUUUGUUUAUUUCCAGGAUCAUGUUAAAUCGACUUCAUUUGUGAUUCAACACUGCAGAGUUCAGAUUCCACUCAACCCUGAGCACAUUCCCACUAGACACACAAAAGUAAUUUAAUUUAUUUUAACAGUGGUUAAAAAUUAAACCUCAGAUUGUAUCUAAAGCCUUUCAAAAGGAUGCUGUAGGUUGAAAUAAAGACACACUCACCAUGAAGACCCUGCUGCGGAUAUGUGCCUUGCUCUAUUUCAUCUGCACAGUAACGAGCUAUGAAGACACAAAAGCAUGUUUAACGAAAAAAUACACGGCUAACUCUUGUAGUAAGGUGUUCUGUGCUCCGUGGCAGAGGUGUGUGGAUGGACGAUGCAUUUGCAAACUUCCUUAUCAAUGUCCCAAAAACAUAACUUUCUCAGUGUGCACAGAAAAGAAAAAGGUCUUUGCAAAUUAUUGCCAGUUGAAGAGCGCUGAAUGCACAAAUUCAAUUUUUCGGUUUUCUUCAGAAGCUCCAUGUCCUGAAACAUUUAACCUAUCUUUUCUAAAAAAUGAACAAGGCAAGAAAAGUGGUAUUAUUAAGGUAAAAGUGCCCGCUCUUUCAAGUUCCUCACUCUUGUGCAGCAGUGGUUGGACCACAAAGGAAGCUAAUGUGGCCUGCAAACAGCUUGGAUAUAAUCAAGGUGCUGAUUCAUCGGCAGAGCAGACCUUCAUCCUUCCAGAAGCUGAGAAGAAAACAACUGAUUGCCUUUCUGUGAAAUGCAGAGGUUUGGAGACAUCUCUGGCUGAAUGUCUACUACAUAAAAAGACAGAGAUUGAAGAUAAGCGGGCUGGAGUGGUGUGUUAUCAAGAUACUCGAGAAUGUUUGGAUAAUGAGUUUAGCUGUGUGAACGGGAAAUGCAUCCCUUCCAAAAAAUCAUGCGAUGGUGAAAAUGACUGCGGUGAUCUCAGUGACGAACUGUGCUGCACACAUUGCAAUGGCAGCUUUCACUGCAAAUCCAAUACAUGCAUUCCAAACAGGUAUAGAUGCAAUAGUGAAACAGACUGUAUCGGUGGUGAAGAUGAAGCAUUCUGUGAAGAAAAAAAUGAAGAUAAAACAUCUAAACCAAUUGAUGGCAGGUCAGAAAAACCACAAGAAAAAGAGCUGGAAGAAGAACACAUUGCAGUAAACCGUGAUAUGGAUGAAGAGAGAAGGCUAGCACAGAGUUUCAUUCCAACACUGACCUGUGGUGUACGACCUCAACUGCAUACUCGACGCAAGAGAAUCAUUGGAGGAGAACUUGCAGUGAAGAACCAGUUUCCAUGGCAGGUGGCAAUCAAAGAUGGGAAUGCACUAAACUGUGGUGGAAUUUACAUUGGAGGCUGCUGGGUAUUGACAGCCGCUCACUGUGUCAGGGCAAACCAACCUCAGAAAUACCGUAUAAUGCUUGAGCUCCUAAAUUUGGUGCACCACGACCAAGACAUCGACUCCUAUCCAGUGAAAACUGUGAAGGUUCAUGAAUUUUAUAAUCCUGACACAUAUGAAAAUGACAUUGCUCUAUUGGAAGUGAUCAACAUACAUAAAAAACCAGAGUGCAUGCAAUAUGAUAAUAACCUUGUAGCUGCCUGCGUUCCAUGGUCACCUUACCAAUUUAUGCCUGGAGACCGCUGUGUAGUUUCUGGAUGGGGACGGCAAGAAGGACUAGCCAAAGUUUUUCACCUGAAGUAUGGUCAUGUGUUCUUAAUGGAAAAUUGCUCAUCAGUUUACAAGGAGCGUUUCCUUGACAAAAUGGAAUGUGCAGGCACAUAUGAUGGCUCCAUUGAUGCAUGCAAAGGUGACUCUGGAGGUCCCCUUGUUUGCUUUGAUAUUAACAAUGUUGCUUACGUUUGGGGCAUAGUGAGCUGGGGUGAGAACUGUGGAGUAGCCGGAUACCCUGGUGUAUACACAAAGGUUGCUAAAUACCAUGAGUGGAUAAGUAGGAUUGUUGGAAGGUCACUUAUUAGUAAAUACAACACAUGACAUUGCCUACAUGCCUAGAUACAGUGUAAAAAUAAAUCAAUUAAUAUCAGAAAUCUGUUCUAUAACAUUUAUCCAUAUAAACGUUCACAUGUGAUUGUCUUAUACUGUUUUGCAUUAAUUUGACUUUAAUAAACAUCCAAUAUACAACA